AUCACUCUCUCCAGAUGAGCCACGAGUGUUUGCUCGCAGACAAAGAAAGGCUUCCACACUGUGGGUAAAGCAGGAAAGAGUGUCAAUAGCCAGAGCGGACCUGCUUUGGAAGCAGCGGCACGCCAAGCAUGUCUCGUCUUGAGCUCUUGUCCAGCGGCCAAUUGCGCAUAGAUGGACGCCGCCCACUAGAGCUUCGUUCACUGGCAUUUCAUAUCUCUCCAUUGUCACUCCGGCAAGCAGGAGCGGAUGGCAGCGCGAUAGUUUCCCAUGGGCUGACCACCGUCAGGGCCAGCGUGUAUGGGCCGCGGCAACGUUUAGCAGAGACAGGUGGCGCGCAGCAGCAAGGUGGCCAGGCUGGCCUUGGCGGUUCAGAAGCGAAGCUGGAAAUUGAAGUCGAAAUGCCUGCGUGGGCAGGGUCCGAUCGACGCAAGAGAGGGAAAGGGGAUCGUCAAAUAUUAAACCUUGCGUCCUCUUUGCAAUCCGCUUUCUCCCCUUGCAUCCUCCUUCACCUAUAUCCGCGCUCGCAAAUACGCGUCUACAUCACCAUCAACUCGGCAGACGGUUCUCUCUUCUCGAGCUGCGUGAAUGCCGUCAGUCUCGCUCUAAUUGAUGCAGGGAUAUCCAUGCUCGAGCCGCUCGUCGCCGUCAGCGUCGGCUUCUAUGCUGGUGGAGGUAGUAGCGGGACGAGUGGCGACUUGGAAGAAGAUGGUAGUCCCGGUGGGAUACUGCUGCUCGACUUGAAUGGCACCGAGGAGUCUUCCUUGCCUAGCACCACCCUUGGUAUCAUGCCGCGCAGCGGAACAAUCUCGCUGCUCGAGCUGGAGACGCGAUUACAUCUCGAUCGGCUAAAGCAAGCGAUACAACUGGGGGUAGAGGCAUGUGUGGUGCUCAAGGCAGAAAUGGACCGCGUCAUAAAGGCACGGACGCGCAGGCUCGCCACAGCAUUGGGAGGAAGGGGAAUACCGAAGAGCGCUGGCGACGUUGUGGAAAACGAGCAUGUCCCGGAUGAUGUCGAGGGGUUCGAACGGGAGCUUAUGGAUGAGUCAUGAGGCUAGCGAUCGCGCUAAGGACCAUGACCUCAUUGUAUUCUAUUAAUGUAGCAUUACACAACACUGUCACC
Tilletiaria anomala UBC 951 is the source of this 1120-nucleotide messenger RNA. Its product is annotated as ribosomal protein S5 domain 2-like protein. The transcript has 3 exons. The coding region runs from base 129 to 1049 and encodes 306 amino acids. NCBI's taxonomy places the organism in Eukaryota, Fungi, Basidiomycota, Exobasidiomycetes, Georgefischeriales, Tilletiariaceae. Gene Ontology annotation, cellular component: nucleolus; nuclear exosome (RNase complex); cytoplasmic exosome (RNase complex). Gene Ontology annotation, biological process: U4 snRNA 3'-end processing; nuclear mRNA surveillance; poly(A)-dependent snoRNA 3'-end processing. The record is from RefSeq and is a predicted model, not a curated record.